CACACAUUGAAGAUAGCGGGAUCAAGUUGUGUGACCCCCCCUAAAAUUGGGCGUAAUAACUUAAUUUUUCGUACAAACAUCAAAGUUAAUUCAGUCAAAGUUUUAAAAGUGUUAAAAAUACCAGAAGCAUGUGGUUAAAAAUUGUUCUGAUUUGUGUUUUUGGGUGCACUAGUACCCUGACCAGUUCCUUCGAUUUGGGCGGCGUGAUAUCAGGCAACCGUAUGGCGGCUGUGCCACUAGGCAUGUCGCUUGGUAGCGGGGAGCUGGACGUGGAAGGCAUAUGCACGGAGCCCGGCUUCGCUUGCCAGAACUGUACGCACACUGUCACCUGCGUGGCCCUGCCUGUUGGCUAUCUAAAGGUCCCCCUUGAGGAGUGCACCAGCGGUCAGACUUGUAACGCACACCUCGGGCAGUGCACCGACGAACACGUGCCAGAGUGCCAAGAUGUCACUCAGAAGUACGAGCACAUCUGCGAACAGGUCGGAAUAUUCCCCGAUGCCCACGACUGCAGGAAAUUUCACCUUUGUUCACCGCCUGAAGGAUUACCAAUGGGAAGAGCGGCUGACCACAGAACUGCGUUAUGUCCAAAACAUUACGGCUAUAAUCCUCUGACAGCUCAAUGUUCGAUAAGACUUACAAAGGGCCAGUGCAAAACCAAACCAGUUCCAGGAUGCACACAAGUUGGUCAGAAUGGAGUUCUGCCUUCAAGUCCUAACCAUUACUAUGUUUGCCUAUUACGAAGAGGAAUCCUCAUUCCGCAAGUAUUUCUCUGUCCACAUGGCUGGAAAUUCCAUGAAGGUUUCUGUCGCUCCACAGAUAUAAUCACAGAAAAGACAAAUGAAGUUACCGAUCCGACUACUGAAAAAGAUACAGAAACAACGACAAACACGAAAAUAGAAGAAUCUACGACAGAGAGAACUACGAGUAGAAUAGAAAGUUUCUUUUCAACAGAUAAAGCUACCACAUUUGCCCCAGAUGCAUUUUUAGCUGAUAAAUUCGACUUGACCAAUUAUGAAUCGACAGACGAUAUGACGCCAAAGAUAAAUAGCAAUUAUGAUUAUGAUAAUUCCUUUGAGAAUUUUUGGAAUUAGUUAUUAAAUAUAUUUUAUUAAUGAUUUCAGUACAGUGAUGUUUUAUCCAUACGGUUGUUUUUAUUUAGCCUGGCAAGAACGAUAGGGAUUUCCUACUCGGAUGGGAGCCCCCGUCUGGACAAGUGACGUCCAUCUUGCAGAAGAUCACAAUAAAAUAACACUACCUUCUGAUGCUGGUGUAAUUCUGUACAUGAUACAAUAAUACAAUACAA
Molecule: messenger RNA, 1303 nt
Organism: Chilo suppressalis (striped riceborer)
Lineage: Eukaryota; Metazoa; Arthropoda; Insecta; Lepidoptera; Crambidae
Source: the annotation of a GenBank genome assembly